Molecule: messenger RNA, 450 nt
Organism: Lactuca saligna
Lineage: Eukaryota; Viridiplantae; Streptophyta; Magnoliopsida; Asterales; Asteraceae
Source: the annotation of a GenBank genome assembly
AUGUUUGAAGAUGAUAACACCACUGUUGGUGUCAUUCCGGUUCCCACUGCCUUCAGUCUUCAACAAAAAUCUUCUUCCUCAAAACCAUGUUUUGAUUUUGGCUCUACUUGUCCUCCAAGGAAUCUGAAGAAGAAAAUAUUAAAGGAAACAAGCAUUCCUCUCCUCCUAUUGAUGAAACCUUGGAAGGAAGAUGAAAAGAAAUUAGAAAGUUCCACGUUGGACAUAGGAUCCUCUGACAAAAACAUUGUAGAUCCUUUAGGCUUUUUGAAACAUCGGGACAAUAUCACCGCAACAAAAUCCAAAGUUGAUAACACUGAUAUAAAGCUAUCAAGCCUUGACACGAAACUUAACCAGAAAGUCACAGGUCUUGAUUCCAAACUCGAACUUAUCCUCAAGUCUCUUUCUGAGAUCCAAGCUAUUGCCCCCUUAGAACUUGGCAGAGCCAAUUAG